GGCACGUGAAAAUUGGACUGGAAGCAUGUGCCAAGCCAUGAUAUCAAAACCCUCCAUCAACUCGAAAAUCAAGACUGUCAGUCACUGGGCCCGCGGGAAACAUCCAGACAUGGACAUCUAUCUGAUAUAGAGUGCGUACGGGUCGAGAGAGACCAUUACUACUCGAUCAUGUCCUCAGAACCGCAUGAUCCUCUGCCAUCACCACAGCCGCUACCAUCACAAGCACACCCUCAACCAUCUGCCCUCUCAACUCUCCUCCACACAUCUGGCGCAAAGACUCCCAGUGAAGGUCUCCCAUUGGAAAUCCUCCAUAAUCUCCGACAUCAACAUGACUGGACAGCAUUGAAAUUACAUGCUGUGCACAUGAACGGCGGCAAGACCAGCAUCCACAUCAUUUCCGGCCUCCCCCCACGACAUAGUUAUGUUCAUCCAGACCUUACAAUGCAAUUGGUCAAGCACGGAAUGGGUGAAUCGGCGAUUCCAGUUCAACGAGAAUUUGUGUUGCCGUUGGCAGUUGGCGAGAGUUGGUCGUUGAAGCGGUUUUGUGCUGUUUUCGAUGCCUUGCCUACGAGAGAUGCUAUUGUGAUUUCUCCUCCGUCGUCUGGUCCAGGUGAUGACAAUCCCGCUUCUGCUGCUGCUACUGCUGCUACUGCUACUGCGGCUACCGUCGGUCUCGGUGUCACCACCACCACCACCACCACCACCACCACCAGUCCCUCCGUCGACGCGGGAGAGCGUCGCCGCGAAAGUUCUCCGCUCAGUACAUCUACAUCUGCUGAUGCGAGUCAAAGUCAUCGUCCUCAUUCUCGUCCUGGUCCUCGACAGAAUAAUCACCUUGUCUCCGAAGGGAGCAGCACUGGGAACGGCACAGCCGUGACCACCCCGUCAUCCACUGUGUAUCACCACCAAGAUCAUAAACGAGUGCUACUGGGCAUGAAAGCCCGAACCGGCGGAGGAGGUGACAGCACUGUUGUCUACUACAUCAUGCAAGAAGGCGAAGUCAAGCCACGACAAAAUGGAUGAAACAAGCGUGACUGUACCGGCCACUAUACGGCUCGAACUUUCAUAGCUUUGGGGGGUUGACGCCCUCUACAUUCACUGCUUGGACGUAAUGUGAAACGAACAUCUAGGACGCCUAAACGACGCAAUAACCUGCCUGAUCAGCUGGCUUCGACAGCAAAUGUCAUGUCGAGGAAGAUGCUCGAUGGAUGUCCUGAAUCAUGGAAACUAGCUGCCACCGUCCGGUCCAGUCCUGUCUCUGUGACUGCAGCUGCGACUGUAUCAAUUCAUGUACAGAGGUUGAUCAUGUCCCAGCUUUAACUUGUGUUCCUGCUCCUGCUCCAGCUCACCCACCGGUUCGACCGUAUGUUCCGAUCGUCAAGAGAUGGAAGGUAUAGGAUUACGGUUCCAAGGGCAGGGGAUUCUGGGUUGAAGGUAUACGCUAAUGGAUUUCACACUCAAAUGCAACCAAUGCUAGAUAAUUCAACUGGAUCGAAACAGAUACACCAACUCCCUUGCCAGAAAGGGUAUUUGAUAAUUCCAUCGUCGCCGGCUAAAGCAGACAGUAUAAAGGAGAUAGAUAAUUAAUUAUCACUAAUAAGUGAUGUGAA
Exophiala mesophila is the source of this 1610-nucleotide messenger RNA. RefSeq lists its product as uncharacterized. Gene Ontology annotation, cellular component: tRNA-intron endonuclease complex. Bases 169 to 1023 code for a protein of 284 amino acids. The record is from RefSeq and is a predicted model, not a curated record. NCBI's taxonomy places the organism in Eukaryota, Fungi, Ascomycota, Eurotiomycetes, Chaetothyriales, Herpotrichiellaceae. The transcript has a single exon. Gene Ontology annotation, biological process: tRNA-type intron splice site recognition and cleavage; tRNA splicing, via endonucleolytic cleavage and ligation.